Messenger RNA from Rotaria sp. Silwood1, 390 nucleotides. The record is from the annotation of a GenBank genome assembly. Lineage: Eukaryota; Metazoa; Rotifera; Eurotatoria; Philodinida; Philodinidae.
AUGGCUAAUCGUACAACACAAGUUAUUGAAUGUCUUAAUAAAUUAUAUGAUUUAAUGCCUGAUGAAAUAAUUGCAUAUGAAAAAUUAAAAUAUGCAAUGGAAAAUGCGGUCAUUCAUUAUGGGUCAUCCGUUAUAACUGGUAUAAAUUCUUUACAAAAACUUGAAUCACAUAUUCAAUGUCAUGAACGUCAUACAAUGACUGAUUCAUCAUCAAAUGAACAAUCAAUUGAUUUUGGUUUUAAUUUAAUGAUGUUAUCACAAGAUGAUGGAAAUGUUCAAAAUCCUUCCAGUAGUAUUGCUGAUUUAACAACAGCGUUAUCAUCAACAUUAGCAAAUAAAUUUCUUGUUUUUGAUACAUAUAAAACACGUCAUCAUCAAUUAAUGUUAUAA